Messenger RNA from Branchiostoma belcheri (Belcher's lancelet), 3269 nucleotides. RefSeq lists its product as uncharacterized. The record is from RefSeq and is a predicted model, not a curated record. Bases 352 to 2622 code for a protein of 756 amino acids. The transcript has 8 exons. NCBI's taxonomy places the organism in Eukaryota, Metazoa, Chordata, Leptocardii, Amphioxiformes, Branchiostomatidae.
CAAUCGGCGGGUACGGAGGGCAGGGCGCGGGGUGUCGGGUAACAAUGGCGGCGCGGCCACGUGACCAGCUCCCCUAGCGCUCUACACUGUUUAUCUAUUGUACGGCGGGUACAAAGGAGCCAAGGUACAUUUACAUCCAGGUGAGGAGUCAGUCGUGGAUCGGUGUACAGUCGUCUCUUCUACGUACUACGAAGACGUUUUCGUACUACGAAGACGUUUCGUGGGUCAAGGCGUACGUCAAGACGUCAGGCUGGCCAAUAGCAGAGCAGUCACCCAGAGCCGGGUCGCAGACGACUUUUUCGUCAACCUUGGAAAAAACACAAUGACGUCACCUGACCCGCUGCCGUCGCCAUGGCAACAGUGACGCAGUCGCCAAACGACCCCCGGGCGGUCACCACCUGCACACAGACAGACUUCGCGUCAGAGGCCGGGGACGAUGCCGAAGACGUCGCGACGACAGCCUCCGAGGAGGAGAGGACACCUGAAGACGUCGGCCAAGAUGCUGAGGAAACUGCCCAAGACGUCGCCAAGGAGGUGAGCCAAGAGGAGGAUAAGAAGGAGGAGGAAUUCGAAGAAGAAGGAGUUGAUUUAGACGAUGAUGACGACAGUGAAGACGCGCCGACGGAAAUCAGCUUGGAGGUCCACGUGAGGAAAAUUCCAAGGAAGACAGCAGAAGACGAUGAAAGUGAAAACAAGGAAUGUCUUAAGAAUGGAGAAGACAAGGACGGAGAAAACGAGGAGAGAACUUCUCCGGACGGAGAGGAAAUGGAGAUUCAUGGGAAGGGGCUGAACGCCAAAAUGGCGGAAAAUGGAACCUUCCAGACGGAAAUUCCAAACUCCAAGGUCAACGACAAUGUCACGGAAAAAACAGCAACUAACAAAGGUGACGGGAAGGACUCGAUGGUCAAGUUUGUGGAGGGCAGGCCGCAUGCGCAGGGGCCGCUCAUGUUGCUUCCGUCCUCCAUUACGCAUGCGCAGACGCACUACGUCAGGUACGCCCGUUCCAAAACUCCCACCAAGUCCGUGGGGACCGAUCCGCUACCCGGAAGUGACGUCAGCCACGUCACGGACAGUUCCGGUCGGGCUGCGAACAACGUGGAGGACAUGUAUCGGGUUUCCCAGCCUCCGUCCAGCGGUAGAGGUCACAGGCAGGGGAAGGUUCCAUCCGUCCAGGGCACCGUGCACGUGAGGCCCCCUGGCGACUCUCCUGUGAUCAGCAGGCGGAGUCUUCGCUCUAUUCCGUCCCCAGAGCUGGAGAUCAAGUUACAUGGCGGGAACUACUCUGAAGCGCGCAGCCACGUGACCGGAAGUGACGACGGCGACAGUGACGUGGACGAAGACGAGGCUUGGCUGGACACCAGCCGGAAGUUGACCACCACUCCGGCCAGUCUGCCCUCUGACCCGGAUAUGACGUUUGAUCUACUCAGUCAAAGAUUCCGUCCGAGACAGGCGAAGAGCGUGACGUCGGGCCGGUCGCGCCACCUGGCGGCGCGGCGCAGUUACUACAGGCAGGCUCUCACCAUCAUGUCCGCCCGCUGCAACAGCGUCGCGCGCAUGCGCAUCGUGGACGGGUCUGCGCAGGCGCACGGCAUGGACCCGACGUACUACCACUACCCUGACAAGUACAUCUACCUGGAACAGGAGCCACAACAUCCGCCUAUCAAGGUAUGGCGGGGAUACGGAGGAAACCUGUACUUCGAGCCGAUGGAAUGUCACGCCAAGCCGUACGCAGACCCGGAAGAACGGCCGAGCCAUCGUGGCGAGACCGACAGCGCAAAGGGUUCCAGCAAGCCCGCCCGCCUGAGUACGGCCCUCAGCAGCCGGACCUCCAAGUCCAGCGGGAGCCACAAGUCCAGCGGGAGCCACACCACGUCCAGCUCCGAGCACAGCGCCAGGUCCGACCCUGCCGACCGGACCCGGGCCUUCGCGCUCACCGCCGGGAGCCACGCAGGGUCCGAGCACAGCAACAGGUCGGACCCAGGCGACAGAAGCCGGUCCUUCCCGCUCACCUGCGUGAAGCUGGACAAGACGGUGGUCCUGAACCGGAACAACUCCAACCUACAGGAGGACUUACACAACAUCGCCGGGAUAGAGGCUGUCGGGAGCCUCAGGAUCAGCUACCCUAAACACAACAACAAACAAAAACAACAACAACAGACCCCGCAAACACCACCUCAAUCCAGGGAGAGACGCACUUGCAAGUCCGCUAAAAUCUGCAAAGGUUUAACGUCGCGAGCGAGAAACAAUCUGAACGGUAAGGCUAGUUUUCCCGGGUUGGCUGUGGAGGGAGAGACCAAGUCGCCGAAAACCUCGCCACGGAACCAAGUCUUUGGGGACCACACAAGCUAUAUGAGGACUCGGUUUAUAGAGCCUGUGGUUAGGCAUGUGGAUAGGAGCGAGUCGUACGUACAAGAGGGUGCGAAGACGCCGUGCGGGACACCUGUCACACCUGAGCUGUACGGUUACCAUGGCGACAGACUCCCGCCGCUGGAGCUGGUGCAGGCCAGUGUGCGCAGGCGCAGGGAUCAGAGCCCGGAUGUGGUCAUCCCGUCCGUGCGCAUGCGCGACGGCAGGACCUCUACCGCGAGCUUUGAGACGUUUUCUACCGUUGGGAAUGAAUAGAGGAAAACAGCCAUAUUUCAAUCACUCAUCUACAAGCAUGUACUUUUGAAAAAAACUCUUUACGUGAAAUAAACUCUACUCCAACUUUGGAAUUUUUUAUCGAAUCUCUGGGCCUUCAUCAUCUUUCUGACCCAAGUGCUGUAGACACGUGAUUUACUCGCACGUGUGACGUCGGCACUGUGUCAAAGUUCGUCGGAAGUUGGUACCGCCCCCCGUCCCGGUUGAGAAAAAGUUGGUGUGCCCUGAUCAAUCAAUUCUUAAGAACAGUUUAUUUCUCAUAUGAUUUACCGACUCAGAUGGACUUUCUUGCAAAGAAGAACGUUUGUAAGCAGAUUCUAUCAUUCUAUAUUUUGGCCAAGAAGAUCAUGAAUCAAAAUGAGAACAUACUUGUCAUAACACCUGUACAUGUGUUCCCCACUGUCAGGCAAUUUCUUGUUGAAAGCAGGGACUUCAUAAUAGCACAACAAUGGCACGUUAUUCUAACAGAACAGUAAUAGGACGAUAAUAGGUCGGUACUUUCUGAAAGAUAUGAACAGUUAGGUAACGGUAUAGGUACACAGAAUGGCAUGUUACAUACAAUGUUACAUAAAGUGUAAAUAUACAAAGGUUAAGCAUAUAUUUUAGAGGUGUAAAUUGUGCAUAAAAUG